UUUCAAACGUGCUCAUUUCACAAAAGUGGACCACCUUCAUCAAUAAAAGUCCUUUAAAGACUCAUUGAUCUACCAUUCAGUUGACCAGCCCAGCUAUGGCGGAACAACAGAGAUCUCUCCGAGUGGCUAUUCCAAUCUUCGACCACCUGACGGCGCUCGACGCUGUUGGCCCUUACGAAGUUCUCAACGCGGUUCCCGGCGUAUCUGUGGUGUUUGUGAGUGACAAGCCGGGUCUAAUCUUGGCUGGUGAGGCCCAGGAUUCCCAUCUGGGCCUCCGGGCCACCGCGUCGUACAAGGAUGUUCCACAUCCGGAUGUGAUUGUAGUUCCUGGUGGGCCUCCUACCAAGAUCCCGCUGCAGCACAAGCCACUUCUCGACUGGAUCCGCAAGGCUCACGAGACGACCCUGUUCACCACUUCUGUUUGCACCGGUGCGCUGAUCUUAGGAUCUGCCGGACUUCUCACCGGACUGGAGUGUACCACGCAUUGGAGCUCCUACAAAAAGCUCGAGGAGUUUGGUGCCAAGGCCUCCGCAAAGCGCUACAUACAGCAGGGGAAGAUUAUCACUGCUGCCGGCGUCUCGUCGGGGAUCGACAUGGCUCUCUACCUCGCCGCUCUUCUGAAAGACAAGGUUAUUGCAGAAGGAGUUCAGCUGCUGGUGGAGUAUGAUCCCCAGCCACCAUUUGACUGCGGAUCUCGGGCGAAAGCUAGUCCGGAAGUCUUGGCAUUGCCAUUUAUCCGUCCGCUCUUGGAUUGAGAAACAUGUCUGUGUGACAAAAAGUGAAUAACAGAACCUUUCAUAUAUC
This is a messenger RNA of Selaginella moellendorffii, 804 nucleotides long. Its product is annotated as isonitrile hydratase. The record is from RefSeq and is a predicted model, not a curated record. The transcript has 3 exons. The coding region runs from base 96 to 755 and encodes 219 amino acids. NCBI's taxonomy places the organism in Eukaryota, Viridiplantae, Streptophyta, Lycopodiopsida, Selaginellales, Selaginellaceae.